AUGAAAAUCGCGCGCACAAUUGCCAUCGGCACCGCGGCGGUUGGUAGCCUCAUCCAUGGCGCUGCAGCUGGCUCGCAAGACAGUGGCAAGGUUCACUCUCCAGGUAAGAAACUGUCACCUCCCGGUGAUUCGGCCAACCACAAUAUCAUCCAUCCAAACUACAUUUCCACACAUACCACCGACAUUGAUCCGGACUCCUGGCGCGUGUCGACUACGAGUAUACCCUUGGCGGACCCAGCGAAGCCUUUGAUCGCUCGAGAACUCCCAGCUUCUGAGCUUCUAAUGAACGCCUUGACGACCGUUGAGACUGUCUUCCAGACGGCUGUUGUUACAGUCUUCGCUGGACCACCCUCGACCAGCGCUCACCACACGAAGAAAUUCACUGUGACGGCGCCACAGCCAGCGGUCAUCAGUUCCGUCACAGCGUCAAGCAGCCAACACACUAGACCGACAUCCACUGUGACCGCGUCUGCGGCUGUGGCCACAGAGACUGAGGUCUAUCAUUUGGGCGGCCAUUUUGAAAAGGUUUCUGUUGAUGGCACUGUCAUGGUCGUUCCAGUCGUUCCAUCAACUACCUUCACGCGCGUCGAGACGCUUGUUGGGUACAAGAACCAAUCGUUCACGACUACGCGAACCUUGACAGCAGCGAUCGCGCCGUCAGGUCCUUACAAUGGAUACGACUGUGUUGAGGAGCUUGGCAAGAUGAUAAGUUGUCUUUGGCCCGGUCGCUCGCCAGCAGAGUCAAUGUAUCCUGAAGUCCCCUUCACGACGACGAAGGCCGACCAUCAAGGCUCCGGCAAAGCGCACACGCACUCAGCUACAAUGAAAGCGCGAUCGGUGCAGACUGUGGCUCCUUCUCCGCUAGGCCUAUCUUACGGCGAGCGCGUGGAUGCCUGGCAAGCUUUGGUUUCUUCUCCUGAAUGGCCAGAGGAUGCGCACCCAUACAUGAAAGCCCCAGGUGCGACACCAGCUCACUGCAUUAGCGAUGUCCAGAACAAGCUCUAUCGCAUUCAUCUCACAUCAUGGGACGACUAUUCGAGUUAUUCCACCGCCGAGAGCCACUUCUUCUCGCAAAAAACCCAGACUUCGGUUGAAGUUGAAAUACCACUUGUCAAGGACAGCCUUGCUCUGAUCAAUGGUACAUUGAUUAAUCAAGACGGUUAUGUCGGUGGUAUCGUCGCCAAUGAUCAGCUCCAAUGGGAUCGACCAUCUCAAUCUGGAACGCGAUGGAACUCUGGAUUUUGCAUCCAGACUUUGGACAUGGUACAGAAUGCGAAUCAGUCCAACCAUGGGUCAGUGCUGAGACUCGCCCUUGGCGACCGCACUCAAUUCUGGACUUGCAGUCACGAUGAGGCUCUUGCGAAACUGUACUGGUCCCAAGUCAACGCCGACUGCCAGCCUGUCAUGGUCGCGCUCGAUCAAGUUUACCCUCCUGUUGAGGCCUCUACAGCCUCGCUAGCCUCGAGCAUGACAUCCUCCGCCGCUGCUAUCACGACCGGAUGGAUCAAGAUGACUAUCAACGACACCAUUCAAGCCGCGGUGCCUGCCACGAAGCCUGUAAUCAUGGAGAGUGGCAUCGUCUAUUCGGCCUCGCCAACUAUAUGCUCCAUCAGCGGCGGCAUCACUACGGACUACAUUGGCGUUCCAAUCUCCACCGUCCUCCCAAGCGUGCUUCUCGGCAAGCCAAUCAAGCGUCAAGCAUCUGCCGCUGAUGCUGAGGGUCAGGGCUUCGUUGGAGACAUGCCAACUCAGCGCGACGACAUUCUGACCACUGGGACUGCCACGGUUCCUGCCCAGACUGUCACUGACUACGACGAUGCUGAAUCAGCCAUCGUCUACACGUUCCCGAAAAAGGUCCUCCACUACACCAACGUCCCUAUUCUUCCAGCAGGCAAAGCCGCCCUGAUUCCAGGCGCAGCCAUCGCUCGUCGUCAGGAGCAGGAUGGCGAUGAUGUCGAUACCGUCACGGUCACCCCGACGAGCACCUCAACUACGUUCACCACCCUGUGGGACCUCACUUCAUCCUCAACCGUCGCCACCCGUAUCAACAACGCCAAGGCAGAGGAGUCAUCGAUGAGCGACCCAACCACCGCUCAACCAAACUCAACCACAACCUCCUCCUUCGCCUUCGUCCCCACAACCCACGUCGUCCUCACAACCGAAGUCACCAACUUGACAAUCACCUCCAAGCCUGGCGCAACCUACACAACCCGCGCCAACGCCCUUGCCACCGGCCUGUCAGAGCUCUGCGAGGUCGGCCAGAUCACCGGUUGCCAACCACUCUAUGAUCCUAAGACUUUGGCCAAUAACACUAUGCCACCACUUACUAGCUUCAAUGCUACUGGUCUUCCUACCCUGCCACCUACCGUCACGAGUACGAAGAUGGUGGACCCCACAGUGCAUAGUUCUGGACCUAAGCCUAGUGUUUCGCCUUCUCCUUCUGCGGAUCUGGGUGGGAAGGUUGAGGUCGUGGGGAUGAGAUUGGGUAUGGGAAUGUUGGGAGUGCUGGCUGUUUUACUUGCAUGAAGAUGAAAAUCAGGCGAUGAGAUUCUGAAGUUUCAUGGUGAGGGAGAGAGAAAGCGUUACAGGCGUUUAAGCAUAAUACCGGAGAUUGAUGAGAGGCUGACGGUGGCUCUGUAUGGAUCCGAGUAUGGAGUACAGAGAGCUUCAAUAGCUUCACACGAGCAUGAGAAAUGAAAUGAAAUGAAAAGCG
Molecule: messenger RNA, 2713 nt
Organism: Pseudocercospora fijiensis CIRAD86
Lineage: Eukaryota; Fungi; Ascomycota; Dothideomycetes; Mycosphaerellales; Mycosphaerellaceae
Exons: 3
Coding region: 1-2526 (841 amino acids)
Biological process (GO): fungal-type cell wall organization
Cellular component (GO): fungal-type cell wall
Molecular function (GO): structural constituent of cell wall
Source: RefSeq, a predicted model, not a curated record